Rotaria sp. Silwood1 is the source of this 546-nucleotide messenger RNA. Lineage: Eukaryota; Metazoa; Rotifera; Eurotatoria; Philodinida; Philodinidae. The record is from the annotation of a GenBank genome assembly.
AUGCAUUUUCUAAAUAUAUUUAUCUUGCUUUUCUUUUUCAAGGAAUUAGUUGAACAACGAGAAAAGUUAGAAAAUAUUGAAAGACGUUGUGAUGGUAUUGAUGCGAAUCUUGUUAAUGCCCAGCAAAAUUUGAAUAAACUAAAUUCAAUAUUUGGUGGUAUUAAAAAUAUAUUUCAUCCACCAAAAAGUUCAUUUCCAAAAUCCGCGUCCCAACCACAAUUAAGUAAUUCAGCCAAAAAGAAAACAGCCACAGUACAGCAAGCUGCAGCAACGGCUGUAACAACACGACCAACAAAUCUCAACCAUGAUACUGAUACUUAUUUUGGAAAGCCACGUAGUAAUAUGGAUGAUAUGGAACGUGAAACUGAAGAUGGACUUCAUGAUAUACAUCAAGGUGUUAAUCGUCUUAAAUUACUUGCUUUAGAAAUGAACGCAGAACUUGAAAGUCAAAAACCUUUAACAGAACGUCUUGGUACAAAAAUCGAUGUACUUAAUGAUAAUGUGAACAAAAAGAAUAAAGAUAUGAAAUCAAUUUUGUUACGUUAA